GCCGCCCGGACCCGAGCAGAGCUUCCCCGCGGCCCGGCCACGCCAAGUCCCGAGAGGUACCACGAUGUGGGGUGCAGGCAGCCCCCUGGCCUGGCUCUCCGCUGGUUCAGGCAACGUGAAUGUGAGCAGCGUGGGCUCAGCAGAGGGGCCCACAGGCCCAGGCGCUCCGCUACCCUCACCCAAGGCCUGGGAUGUGGUGCUGUGCAUCUCGGGCACCCUGGUGUCCUGUGAGAAUGCGCUGGUGGUGGCCAUCAUCGUGGGCACUCCCACCUUCCGUGCGCCCAUGUUCCUGCUGGUGGGCAGCCUGGCCGUGGCCGACCUGCUGGCAGGCCUGGGCCUGGUCCUGCACUUUGCUGCUGUGUUCUGCGUUGGCUCGGCGGAGAUGAGCCUGGUGCUGGUGGGCGUGCUGGCGAUGGCCUUCACCGCCAGCGUCGGCAGCCUUCUCGCCAUCACCGUCGAUCGCUACCUUUCUCUGUACAAUGCCCUCACCUACUAUUCAGAGACAACGGUGACUCGGACUUACGUGAUGCUGGCCCUCGUGUGGGGGGGCGCACUGGGCCUGGGGCUGCUGCCUGUGCUGGCCUGGAACUGUCUGGAUGCCCGGGCCACGUGCGGCGUGGUAUAUCCACUCUCCAAGAACCAUUUGGUGGUCCUGGCCAUUGCCUUCUUCAUGGUGUUUGGCAUCAUGUUGCAGCUGUAUGCCCAGAUCUGCCGCAUCGUCUGCCGCCAUGCCCAGCAGAUUGCCCUCCAGCGGCACCUGCUGCCCGCCUCCCACUACGUGGCCACCCGAAAAGGCAUUGCCACACUGGCCGUGGUGCUUGGCGCCUUUGCCGCCUGUUGGCUGCCCUUCACUGUCUACUGCCUGCUGGGUGAUGCCCACUCCCCGCCCCUCUACACCUAUCUCACCCUGCUUCCUGCGACCUAUAACUCCAUGAUCAACCCCAUCAUCUAUGCCUUCCGCAACCAGGAUGUGCAGAAGGUGCUGUGGGCCAUCUGCUGCUGUUGUUCCUCUUCCAAGAUCCCCUUCCGCUCCCGCUCCCCCAGCGAUGUCUAGUCAUAUCUUGGUGACCCUUCAGCCCCGAUCACUACAGAAUUCCAGAAUGUUAGGUCCUCCAGGGCUUUGUUCCAACCCCCGCCCCCCCCAGCUCCACACCCCGAAGACCCAGCUGGUUCUGGAGUUCUAGGACAUUGGGUGUUUCACAGGAUUCUGUUCAGAUCCCUACAGGGCCCAGCUGGCUCCAUGGUUCUCGAAUGUUCAGGUAGCCUGGGAUUCCACUCAGAAAUGUCACACAGCCCAGCUAGCUUGGAGUUCCAGGAUGCUGCUGGGUGUUUUACAGUGCCACUCCGAGUCCCUGACCUUCACCUUCCCUUGACCUUAAUCAUGUCACUUUACUUUUGAGUUUCUGAGCUGAAGAGUCAGAGAGGUUAGUCACUCAGUUGCCUAGAUAGGAGAAAGAAAGAUGUAUCUCUAUAUAUGUGCACACACAAAAAGAGUAUCUAUUUAUACUUUAUUUAUUUACUUAUUUAUUUAUGGGUGGUAAGGGGGAAAAAAGAGACCUACACCUUGAAAUCCAGGCCAUACCAGGGUAUUCCCCAGUCCCCAGACCCCCAUUGCUGACCUCAGUUCCUAGAGGGGGGAAAGGGAGAAAGAGAAACCACGUAUUUUGUUAUUAUUUUUGCUUAUUUUUUAUCGAAGAGAUCAUAGAAACCAGAGCCUUCUCCCCAGGCCCGCCCCUCUCGGGUUUGCUGGGAGAACACACCAGCCUCUGGUUUUUUAUUUUUUUAAGAAGCCAUCACCUGAGCAACCGAGAAUUCCUCUGCGCUGGGGGCCGGCUGCCCUCUGGUGGCCGUUUGGGGGAAACUGCAGCCCGGCCAGGCUGCCCGGACCAGACCCCACGACCCCAACUCCACUCCAGCCUGGCGUCCAGCGCCCCAGCCAGGACCUGGAGGCCAAGCCCCACCCUGCGGUGCCCUAGAGGAGGCAGGAUGUGAGCCAACACCUGAUUCCUCUGCCAACCGGGGUAUGGCCCUCCAGUGCUUCCCUAAUCCUAUCCCUGACCCAUCCCUUAAUAAAGAAUGAUUUUGUGAUAA
Molecule: messenger RNA, 2091 nt
Organism: Hyaena hyaena (striped hyena)
Lineage: Eukaryota; Metazoa; Chordata; Mammalia; Carnivora; Hyaenidae
Gene: GPR3
Product: G protein-coupled receptor 3
Exons: 2
Coding region: 65-1054 (329 amino acids)
Biological process (GO): G protein-coupled receptor signaling pathway
Cellular component (GO): membrane
Molecular function (GO): G protein-coupled receptor activity
Source: RefSeq, a predicted model, not a curated record